This is a messenger RNA of Phalacrocorax carbo (great cormorant), 2539 nucleotides long. The record is from RefSeq and is a predicted model, not a curated record. NCBI's taxonomy places the organism in Eukaryota, Metazoa, Chordata, Aves, Suliformes, Phalacrocoracidae.
UUCCUUUCCCCGGCAGCCGCCGGGGCCUCAGCGCUGCACCGCCUCGGGGCGAGGGACCCGGCUCCCCCGGGGCUGCUCCGCCGGUGUUUGCCGUGGGCCCCUUCGAGGCCGGGCUGGGGGCGCCCUGGGCCCACAGCGGCGCCGGACCGAGGGGGAGCAAGCAGCCCCCUUUCCCUUCCGGGGCGGCGGGCGGAGGCGCCCAGCCGAGCUGCAGGAGAAGGGCCCGCCCCGCUGCCCGCCGGCGCGGUAAGAUGGCGGCCGCGGCUCAGGCGCUGAGCGGCUCCGGGCUGCUCCUGGCCGCCGCCGCCCUCGCCCUCCUGGCCGUGGCCAUCGGCACCGACUCCUGGUACGAGACGGACGCCCGGCGGCACCGGGAGCGCUGCCGCGGCUUCGGCCACAAGCGCAGCGACCCGCCCGGUUCCAUGUCGGCGCCCAGCUCCCACCUGCCGCUCCGCGCCCGGCCCCCGCGGGCCCUGCUCCCCGGGCUGCCCCCGGCCCCCGCCCCGGCCGCCGCCGCCGCCGCCACCCUGGACUCGCACUGCGGCCGCCGCUUCAACUCCACCGUCUCGGGGCUCUGGAGGCGCUGCCACCGCGCGGGGUACGAGCCGGACAGCGAGGAGCUCAUCCGGAAAGGAGUUAUUCAGCGCUGCACCGCUGUGAAGUACCACUACACCUCCAGCUCACUGCCUCGCAACUUACCCAUCAACAUCACGAACACCAUCCGGCAGGAUGAGUGGCACGCGCUCCAUCUGCGGAGGAUGACAGCUGGCUUCAUUGGCAUGGCAGUCUCCAUCAUCCUGUUUGGGUGGAUCAUUGGUGUGCUGGGCUGCUGCAAACAGCAGGAGCUCAUGCAGUAUGUGGCUGGGCUGCUCUUCCUAAUGGGAGGUACGUGCUGUAUCAUCUCACUCUGCACAUGCGUAGCUGGGAUCAAUUUUGAGUUAUCUCGCUACCCUCGCUACGUCUAUGGGCUGCCAGAGGACAUCAGUCAUGGCUAUGGCUGGUCCAUGUUCUGUGCCUGGGGAGGCCUGGGCCUCACCCUGCUGGCUGGCUUCCUCUGCACGUUGGCCCCGUCACUCAACACUUCUCGGGUGUCUGUACAAAAACCCAGACAAGAAAAUGGGGCCGUGUGACCUCGGCGGGAGCGAGGAGAGACUCUGGAAAGCGCAGCCUGGGCAGAGCUGUGGGUUACCACCAGGAAGGGGUGGCACAGCAACGCAUGGAGGGCAGUGCCAUAGCUGUGGCAAUGCCAGCCCGCGGUACGCUGCUGCAGCCUCCAGUCACAGACCCGGACCUUGCAAGUAACGCUGUUUGAAUUAUUGCCGAUCUGCUCAUUGAUGGUUUAAGGGGAACAGUUCUUUUGAUUUUUCUUCUGUUUCCAAGGGAUUAAGUCCAAGGCUGUGUCUUUUUUUGUGCUGUUUUUUGAACUGUACCUCCAUGGUCCUGUUAUUGUCCAGUUGUAAGGGAUGUUUACGCAUCAACUCUAUUGCUGCAGGUCUGUGCAAUUCAGACCCAAAUUAGGGCAAGGAGCUACGUGAAGUUGGCUUGAACACUUUUGCAACAGGCAUGUCUCAUGUUGGCUCAGGCCAUUGUUUCCCAAAAGAACCAUGAUCUAUGCCGCAGUUUAGGCCAAAGAAUUAGCCCAUUCUUAGUAUUGAUUAAUUAAAAAAAAUAAUAAUAAAAAAAAAAACAUGCUAUAGCAUCAGCUAUGUACUCACUAUUAAAGCCGGUUCCAAAAGCAGCCGGCUGUAACUGAGCAGCAAGACUCUAAAAAAACACUUAUGGAUUUAGGAAAGGAGGGGAAGUUUUCCUCAGCUGCUCACACAGGUGAGGUUACUCAUUUGUCUAACGACCAUACCCUUGGUUUAAUGGGGCGAUGUAUGCAACAUGCUGCUUGUAACUAUUCCACUGGAGGCCAGGGUAUAUUUCUGAAAGUAUGUCAUAGUUUGAGCUGCUGGGAUCAGCUUUCACCUCCAACUAUGUUAUGGGUGCAACUUCUGGUCCGUGAAAGGAGAUGCGUAACUCUCCCCAAGCUCAAAUAGCAGUACUGCUAAAAUAGCAGAUGUACAACCCCCGCUAAUAUUCAUGUCCAAAGGAACUGCAAUGUAUUUUCCUCAGGAACACGUGGCUUCUACUCACUUCACCACUCGCCCCUUUUCUGAUGUCAAAUGCCCCCCGAGCACAGCGUGUCAAGAACACGCAGGCUCCGCUGGAACAAGCGCCUGCUCUGAAAUGAGCAGUAAGGGCCUUGGAACCAGUGCAAAUACUAGGACUAACUCAGGAACAUCAGCCAAAGUACUUCGGGGUGCAUUUUUCUUUCAUUCAUCUAUUCUUUCUUCCCUCAUAUCCACCCCCCUCUCCCAAGUGUCCAAAACUGCACAGGUAAAGAUGAGAUGGCCAGCAUUUGGAGAUGUUUACAUUGUAUUUACAAUACAGUGGCAUGUAAGAUAUUUAAUGCUAAAGUCAGUGUAUUUAUGAAAAGUGUAAUUUUUAAAUGGAAGUUGUAAUUCUCAACUGGCAUUAAAAGUACUGAAAGACUUGC